UGGGAAAGUGUCAGAUGCGGAUGCGGAACAAUUGUAAGAGUUCAAGUUGGAGUGAGCUUCCAAGGUCCAUGUGAAUCGAGUCGCAGAACAAUAGGUCCUCACCAACUAUUGUCCGCCAAACUUGAAUAGACCGGACCUCGUGAAUUAUUUAUAUUAUUCCUGCCAGUGUCUGCCAUUAUUCACCGCCCUGAUCAGCCAUUGUCACCCGGCAGCCUGAAGUGAUUCCCCGCGGACGCCUUAACUUACAGGAAAAGCUGCAAUACAACCUGGCCUAGCCUCAACACGAACCGUUCUAAUUUAUAACACUACCACCGGUAACAGGAAAUAUGGCAAAGUUUACUGUGCUGGAUCAAGCUGAAGAAGACAAACUUCAUGCCACGCGACUUUUGGGCAUCGAAGAGCGCCCGUUCAAGCGUCUAAGCAAGCGGCUUCUAGCCCCAACGACUCCCAUCCACACGUUUCUCUCGCGGCCCAGCCCCUCCGAAGAGGGUGGCACAGAAAAUGAAACAGAAACAGAAAGUACAGAACAGUUUCUCCAGGAUAUCCAGCGGUUCCGCGAAGACGUGAUUCUAGACUUUGCCGCGUUCGAGAGCAGCAUUGCACGUAUCCAGCUGCUGCGAGCGGCCAAUGAAAGAGAGCGGGAACGUUACGCGGCAGAAAGGCUCAAGAUCGAAGUCACGGCCGCCGAGGUACGAGAGAACACGGCCAAGCUCCGCGUCCAGCUGGACGAGGCACAGAAGACGCUGGCGAUCCGCAAGACGUACGAUGUGCUCGCGGAUAAAAUCACCAGGAACCCGGCUCUCAAGCCGCGUGACGAACAGCACGUCAAUAUUGAAAAGCUCAAGGCCGAGAUUGAAGAGUUGGAACGCGAGGCUCAGGAACACACGCAGGCGUGGCUUGAGCGGCGCGAGCAGCUGGCGAAGGUCGUUUAUGAAGGUCAGAAGUUGAGAAGGCUGAUCCGUGACGAGAAGGAGCCGGAAAAGGACGAUACGGAACAUGAUGAGGAUCAUGAUCAUUUGUUGGGAGGCGUGUCCGGAGGUAUUGGUAGAGAUGGCCUCUCAAACGCCGGUACGCCACGCCCUGUCGAUGAUGCUUCUACCCCGUUGGCUGCCGCGCGUGGAAGUGGCGUGGGAACUCCUGGGGGUGCCACGCCUCGUCCUGACAGAGACGAAGACGUUGAUAUGGACGCCGGUCCUGGUUUGGAGACGGGAGAUGGAAACAAAAAUGGCCCGGCAAAUGUUGUCAUUGACAAACCCGGCGACGAUAUGGACACCAGUUGAAGGGCCUCUAGCUUAUCCCAUCUUCCAAAAUAACAAAACAAGGGACGACAAGACAUGGUCCCACGAUUGAGCCCUCAAGUGAAAGGGUCUACCAGCGAGCUGAAGAAGGCGAUCUUGUGUGAGCAAGAGGGUCGCGCAUUCAGGAAGUCCCAGAGCUACAACCUGGUGGAUGGCCGAAGCCAGGGGAUUAGACCCGUCCCAGCUCACUCACUCACGAGCAAAAACGGGGCCAAUUGUCAUCUUUCAUGGAUAUGAUUGGAUACGGUCGCUGCUCAUGAGGUCUUGUACUCAAUUCCCCCUCUCGUGGCCAGCAAGAAGAUGCAGUGGCACGUAUAAACGACAUUGGACCGUUCUCGAAUCAAAGGAAUCCGAAGCUUCAUUUGGAUACAAGCCUUCAUGGAGCAUGUAGGACAAUAAUAAUGGGAACUGCCUUAGCAGUCUCCGGUAUGAAUACUAGGUACCGGCCUCAAUACGAGCACUGAUGAAACCUCCAAUUGGACGCCCUUGGUGACAAUGGUUCUUGGUGAAUUUGAUUUUGUUCAUGUUCCUGCCACCUUUUGAGGUUGACCCUUUGACUGCUGCUUUCCUCGAUUUCCAUUGCCGUACCUAGGGCUGCUUCAUUGCAUGUGCCCCAAUCCGUGCUCAGGAAGCAAAAGGAGACAUUCAAACGCUUUGGAAUGGCAAUGCUUUACUCCUUUGCAACCAACCACCUACUGCUGUCCGGCAACCGGGUCAUCCUUUUGCUGCUCCUUUGCCUGUUUCAAGACUUCGACUGCCUUGUUGCGUUCCUCUUCGUUCGUGGCCGUGUCCUAUAAACCCACCAAACCGAGAUUGCUAAGAUUAGAAAAUGAUUUUUACUGAACGAAAGAAACAGAGAACUGGGAAGUGAUUUGCAUUCGCGACGGCACGAGGUUCUUUCCUAUUGAAAGGGCUUGCGGGAUUCGACAGGACGAACGGAGCGCUGGCAAGGGCAAGGGCAUGGCGAAGAACAACAUAAUUGCAAGCUCGAAACGUAAUGUAACGUACCAGGUAACUCUCCAGCUUUUCUCUCGCGCUGGU
This is a messenger RNA of Exophiala dermatitidis NIH/UT8656, 2339 nucleotides long. RefSeq lists its product as uncharacterized. Gene Ontology annotation, cellular component: THO complex part of transcription export complex. The transcript has 2 exons. The record is from RefSeq and is a predicted model, not a curated record. Gene Ontology annotation, biological process: mRNA processing. Bases 327 to 1280 code for a protein of 317 amino acids. Lineage: Eukaryota; Fungi; Ascomycota; Eurotiomycetes; Chaetothyriales; Herpotrichiellaceae.